GGACUUUAAAUCGAGGCCAGUGUAGACUGACUCAGAGGGAAAACAUUGAAUGAUUCAAGCGAAAACCUGCGCAAGAUUCAAUAUUUCUUAUCGAGCAACAAGCAAAAAGCCUUAAACAUCAACGCCAUGAUGUCCAUCAUGAAUGAAGCACAAUUGAGAAGGCUAGCCCAGCACAAAUACAGCGCGCAAAGCACCGAGAUUUUGGACCCAAUUUUUCAAGUUUAUUGGCGCUGGUUGGUGCAACAAGUUCCCCUUUGGUUGGCACCGAACACUAUCACUUUUCUUGGCCUAUUUAUAAACGCUGCUACAUCUCUGAUUCUAUUUGUCUACUGCCCACAAGCCAAAGGAUCCGCUCCAGGAUGGGCAUUUAUUCUUUGUGGAGUUGGCCUCUUUGUGUACCAAUCACUUGAUGCAAUAGAUGGCAAGCAAGCUCGACGCACCAACAGUAACUCCCCCCUAGGGGAGCUAGUCGACCAUGGUUGUGACGCAGUGUCUAUGGUCUUAGUGACAUUAGCAUUCUCAGUGGCUAUUGAGCUUGGCAACGAACCUAUCUGGAUGUUCUUCGUAUGUUUUUCUGCAUCGGUCCUGUUUUAUUGUUCUCACUGGCAAGCAUAUGUUUCUGGUACAAUCAAAUUUGGAUGGAUUGAUGUAACGGAAUUACAGCUCUUUGCAAUGGCAGCAUUCAUAGCGACAGGAAUCUUUGGCACAGAAAUGUGGAUGAUGAAGGUUCCUUUUUUUAAUAUCACAUUCAAGCAGGGCACCAUGAUAAUCGCAGUUUUAGGUACACUCUACACUCUCUGCUCAAUAUUUAGUCAAAUUUAUCAAGGAGGCAUGGGCAAGAACGGCUCUACUAUAGCGGGGACAAGUGUUGUGUCGCCAUUAUUUCCAAUCACAAUUGUGUUGUAUAUGGCCUACACAACAGCAAAAACCUCUCGUUCUUCACUGUUUUUGCGUUACCCUUGCUUAUUUGUGAUGGCAUAUGGCCUGAUGUGUGCAAAAGUCACUAUUAAACUUGUGGUCGCUUGUAUGAGUAAAAGCCCCUUGGAAGUCAAGGACGCCACUAUGCUUGGUGGAGUUAUCAUGCUUCUCAAUACUCACUAUGGAUCCCACAUCGACGAAUACCUCAUGCUUUGUUUGUUACUACUGUACGUGGUUUUCGACCUGUGUCGCUACUGCGUCAUCCUGUGCAACCAGAUCUGUGACUUCCUCAACAUCCGAGUCUUUAGCAUCAAGCCAGUGGAAAGAGCAGAGGGGAAGUCCCAAUAGCCAGAGGUGAACGGACGAAGUCUGCCGGCAUAAUGUAAAUAGAAUAACACCGACCGUAUCACUUAUAAAGUCUUUUUGAAAUCAAAUUACUAAAAUAUUAUCAAAUGCUGAAGAAUCCCUGCUUAGUGUUUUGGCCGAUUUUUAGGCAACUGUAAGAAUUGUUUUUAGAUAAUUUGUUCCCAUAGUCUGGUAGUAGGUCUUACUGUAUUGUUACCAGUUCUACAUUAUGAAUCCGAAGUGUGUUCUAGUGCAGAUCCAGAACUUCAAUAAGAGACAUCUUCAAAUAAGCACACUAACUAACCCUAGCGUAUUCUUUAACGUUUUUCGCCCAACAUUGACUUCCAACCCUGUUUCAUUGGAAACAGUCCAACGUCGUCCAACAGUGUUGUGAUGCUAUGUGUUUUCCUCUUAGUGUUCAAGCAGCCAUCCUAACACGAUGCAGCCUCACAUCUUUAUUGUAACUUUUUUUUACACGAGGUUUUACUUUUUUCUAUUGAAUAGUAAAUUACCUUGUGUUUACCAUGCUAAACAGAAGCCCCGAUAUUCUUUUAAGCUGUCAGUAAAUGAUUGUCAUAAAACUAGCCUGACACCCAUACUGUCCUAGGACGGGUCCCUUUAUCGAUUCCAUGUACAAAUCUUCAGAGCUUCAGAGAUUUUAUUUUAAUACAUUGGACUUCGUUUUACAUCUGUUUAAACUAUUUUUGUUUGUCGCUGUUAACUAUUGGAACUUGCGUUUUAUUUUUUUAUCUUUACAUCAGGCAUGUAGGUAAUCAAUGUAGAUGUUACUAAGAUGGACGAUUGUCUACGUUGACAUAUUAUAGUCUAACGUAUCAGUUGUUAACCAAGGUAUCUAUGAGUGAUCCAAUAGUCAUUGUGUUACAGUUAGUCAUAAUUAUAUUCCUUUUAUUGCCGAAAAUAAACUACUUAAAUUAUUUA
This is a messenger RNA of Nematostella vectensis (starlet sea anemone), 2202 nucleotides long. Its product is annotated as cholinephosphotransferase 1-like. Gene Ontology annotation, cellular component: endoplasmic reticulum membrane; Golgi apparatus. Gene Ontology annotation, biological process: phosphatidylethanolamine biosynthetic process. The record is from RefSeq and is a predicted model, not a curated record. NCBI's taxonomy places the organism in Eukaryota, Metazoa, Cnidaria, Anthozoa, Actiniaria, Edwardsiidae. The transcript is spliced from 7 exons. Gene Ontology annotation, molecular function: ethanolaminephosphotransferase activity; diacylglycerol cholinephosphotransferase activity. Bases 127 to 1266 code for a protein of 379 amino acids.